AUGGCUCAUUCUAAGCAUAUAGACAAAGUUCUUGAUAGGCAUAGUGAUGAAACUAUUGCAAAUAAUCGCGUAAGGUUGAAGAUAUCUAUUGAUGCUAUUCGAUGGCUUUCAUUUCAAGCAUGUGCAUUUAGAGGCAAUGAUGAAAGUCCUGGAUCUUUGAAUAGGACAAAUUUUAUUGAGUUAAUUAAACUUUUAGCUUCAUGUAAUCAGAAUGUUAAUAAUGUUGUCCUUAAAAAUGCUCCUAGAAAUGCUCAAUAUAUAUCUCUCGGUGUUCAAAAAGAUAUAUUGCAUAUCUUUGCUAGAAAAGUACGUGCAACAAUUCGAGAAGAAAUUGAAAUUUCAUCAGUUCUUUCUCGUCAUAAUCUUGACGUUCAAAAUCUUAGGGGACAAGGGUAUGACGGAGCUAUUAAGGUUGCUCAAACAAAUAAUGUUGCAAAUUUAAUUGUCAAUGAUCAAAUUGUGACAAGUAGUGGACUUAAUAAAAUUAGUACUUUGCAAAGAGUUGGAGAUACUAUAUGGGGGUCUCAUUUGAAUUCUGUACGUAGCUUUCUAUGCAUGUUUGAUGCUACUUGUGAAGUUCUUGAAAAAAGCACUGAAGAAGGUAAUUUCUCCACUCAUGGUGAUGCUAGUGCUGGUUAUGCUGCUAUCACAUCAUUUGAAUUUGUCUUUGUUUUGCAUUUGAUGAGAAAUAUUUUGGAAUCACAAGAUAUUAAUGGAAGAUUCAAUGAUAAUAUGGUGGAAUUGCUUACUUUAAGUUCCACUUUAUAUCCCAGAGAAAAUUAUAAGCUCUUCAGUGUCAACAAAGUAUGUGAAUUAGUAGAACGAUUUUAUCCAGAUGACUUCAAUUACCAAGAGAGAUUUCACAUUAGAAUGCAAGCUCAACAUUAUGAACUUGAUGCUCCUAAUCAUGUUGAGUUAACUAACUUGUGCAUAAUUUCAGAGUUAUAUCAAGGAUUAACGAAGACAGGAAAGUCUUUAACAUAUCCUUUGAUUGAUUAUUUGAUUCGCUUGGUAUUCACUCUCCCUGUUUCAACUGCUACAACUGAGAGAUCUUUUUCAGCUAUGAAUAUUGUGAAUAAUAGACUCAGAAACAAAAUAGAAGAUGAAUUUCUUACUAAUUGUCUUUUGAUUUAUAUUGAGAAGAAGAUUGCUGAAAGAUUUGACACCGAUUCUAUUAUCGAUGAAUUUUAUGAUAUGAAGAAUCGAGGUGUACCACUUCGUUAUUAA
Messenger RNA from Arachis stenosperma, 1227 nucleotides. RefSeq lists its product as uncharacterized. The record is from RefSeq and is a predicted model, not a curated record. Gene Ontology annotation, molecular function: protein dimerization activity. Lineage: Eukaryota; Viridiplantae; Streptophyta; Magnoliopsida; Fabales; Fabaceae. Bases 1 to 1227 code for a protein of 408 amino acids. The transcript has 4 exons.